AUGCGUUCCACACUUAUGGGUUCGGCGGCAGCCCUUGCCGGGCUCGCCCGCAUGGCGACGGCAGCUACGACGGCGAGCGCGUACACAGACGCCAAGACAGGCAUUGACUUUAUGCAAUACUCUGCCAACGGCGGUGCGUUCAGCUUCGGUAUCGCCCUUCCCGAGACGGUCGAGUCGGACUUCAUCGGACAGCUCGUGGUGCCCAUCACAAAGACAGGAGGAUGGGGAGCCGUUUCGCUCGCCGGGAGCAUGUUGAACCACCUCCUUCUCGUUGCCUGGGCCAACGGGGAGGAAGUUGUCAGCACUUUCCGAACCGCCGGUGCAUACGCCAACCCGGACGUUUACGAUGCCACCGAGGUCAGCGCAAAGCCUAUUGCCGACGGAACAUUUGUCAACAGCACCCAUUUCUCCUUCACCUUCCUCUGUGAGGGAUGUAUCGUGGGAGGCACGACCUCUUUCAAGCCAACAGACGAGACCCCCGUGUUCGGCUGGGCUCUUUCCGCAGAAGACCCAACUACUCCCUCAGACCCCACCAGCGCCAUCCCUUACCACGGUGCUGGGUUUGGCUUGUUCGGAGUCCCAGCUGCGGAUGCCAAGUCCGCCAAGUUCGACACAUGGGCUGCGAAGGCCUCCGAGGCCACCACACCUACUCCUGGUGCCGGCAGCAACUCGACCACGCCAAUCGGCGGCAACAGCACGUCUGUUAUUCCUACGACCUCCAACGUGACCUACGAUGUGAUCGUCGUUGGUGGUGGCCCUUCUGGCAUCAUCGCUGCUGAGCGUAUCGCCGAAGCUGGCUCAAGUGUCCUCCUGAUCGAGCGUGGUCCCGCCAACACUGUCGCGCUCGGAUCUGAUGCCGGUUUGCCAUGGAACGACACCCUGACGCCAUAUGAUAUCCCCGCCCUCGGUAGCAGCAUGUCAGCCCUUCCUGGCACCAAGAUCUGCAGUGACACCGCCUCGAUGGCUGGCUGUCUCCUUGGAGGAUCCAGCUCCAUCAAUGGAGAGAACUUCAUCCACCCCCCUGCGCACGACUUCAACAACUGGCCCGCGGGAUGGUCCUGGAGCGACGUGAGCAAGGCCGCUGAGCGUCUCUACUCCCGAAACCCCGGUACCACUCAGCCCUCGGUUGACGGUCAGUACUACGAUGACAAGGCGUUCGACGUUGUCUCUUCCUACCUGGACGGGCAGGGCUGGACUGAGGUCGACUCCAUCGAGUCGCCCAACGAGAAGCACAUGAUCUACUCCCGCCCCGCUUGGUCCAUCACCAACAACCUCCGUGCUGGCCCCGCCAGGACCUACCUGCCCCACGCUGAGGACCUCGACAACUUCACCCUCAAGCUCGGCAGCAAGGUCAUCCAGGUUAAGCGUGAUGGCAGCAGCGUCACCGGUGUCCUCACCGAGGCCGAGGAUGGCAGCCAGCAGAUCAUCAACCUGAAGGAGGGCGGCAAGGUCGUCCUGGCUGCCGGAGCUCUGUCCACCCCUAGAAUUCUCUGGAACUCUGGCAUCGGCAAGUCCGAUGCUCUCAAGAUCGUCCAGGGUGGUACGACCGGCGUCAAGCUUCCCGACGAGGCCGACUGGAUCGACCUUCCUGUUGGCCACGGCCUCAAGGACCACGCCCAGGCUCCUCUGCAGUUCAACAUGGCCAACCUCACUGCGUACAAGUUCAACGACAUCGCCACCGACCCUGUGGACGCCGAUCUCGAGCUCUACAAGCAAGGCUCCGGUGUCCUGACCCAGGCCGCCCAGCGUAUGCACCUGUGGACCUCGAUCAACGGCACCGACGGCGUCGAGCGCUACCUCCAGGGCACCGUCAGCGUCAUGAAGGACGGCAUCCUCACCAUCCGGGCCUUCCUCACCCACGGCACCACCUCCACCGGCGAGCUCGGCAUCACGGCCGGCGGCAACACCGUCCUGAACGUGAAGCCCUGGCUGGUGACCGACGCCGACAAGGCCGCCUUCUCCGACUUCAUCCAGUGGUGGAUGGACACGACCACCCAGAACAACGCCACCGUCGCCGCCUCCGCCUCCAUGGCCCUCGACGCGGACGCGACGCCCGAGUCCAUCAUCGCCGACUCCCUCAUCUCGGGCGACCACUGGGUCGGCACCGCCAAGAUGGGCACCGACGACGGGCGCUCCAACGGCACCAGCGUCGUCGACACCGACACCCGCGUGUACGGCACCGACAACCUCUUCGUCGUCGACGCCUCCAUCCACCCGGACCUGCCCACGGGUAACACCCAGGCCAUCAUCAUGAUCGUCGCCGAGCAGGCAGCCGAGAAGAUCGCCGCCUUCGACGUCGCCACCGGCGGCAGCUCUGCCGACGCCGGCGCCGACGCCAGCGAGCCCUGCACCAGGAGGAGGAGGCGGGACAGCAUGGGCCGCGUCAUCCGUCGCCGCUACUAG
This is a messenger RNA of Diaporthe citri, 2403 nucleotides long. RefSeq lists its product as uncharacterized. Gene Ontology annotation, molecular function: flavin adenine dinucleotide binding; oxidoreductase activity, acting on CH-OH group of donors. NCBI's taxonomy places the organism in Eukaryota, Fungi, Ascomycota, Sordariomycetes, Diaporthales, Diaporthaceae. The record is from RefSeq and is a predicted model, not a curated record. The coding region runs from base 1 to 2403 and encodes 800 amino acids. The transcript has a single exon.